Rotaria sp. Silwood1 is the source of this 1404-nucleotide messenger RNA. Lineage: Eukaryota; Metazoa; Rotifera; Eurotatoria; Philodinida; Philodinidae. The record is from the annotation of a GenBank genome assembly.
AUGAAUCCAUCACCAGCAGCAAUUUUAACUGGUCAUGAUAGAGAAAUAACAUGUUUAUGGAUAUCAGCUGAACUUGGUAUUGUUUUAAGUGGUAGUGAACAAAGUCUUGUACUUCAACAUACACUUAAUGGUGAUAUAUUACGUUCAUUUGAAAAUUCAUCAAAAAUAUCUACACCACGUCUAUUAUUACCAUCAAAUGAUGAUGAUAUUAUUGUUUGUUAUGAUCGCUCAAAAUUAUGUUUAUAUACAUUAAGUGGAAAAUUAAUGAGACAAGCAAUAUUUGAAGAUGAAACUAUUCAAUGUAUGGUUUUAAAGGUUGAUAGUCAAUAUACAGUUAUUGGUGGUGAUCGAGGUUUUGUACAAAUCAUUCGAACACAUGAUUUACAACCUGUUUAUGCUUAUCCACAAUGUGAUGCUAGUGACCAAAAGAAACAAUACGUGCUUGUACCUGGUGGUGCUGGUUUUAUUGGUAGUCAUUGUGUUAUUGAAUUGAUUACAGCUGGUUAUGCACCAAUUGUAGUAGAUAAUGAACAUAAUUCAUCAGCAGAAUGUUUAAAACGUGUUGAACAAAUUACUGGAUGUCAAAUAAUUAAUUAUAAAAUUGAUUGUCUUGAUCUUGAAAAUUUACGAAAUAUUUUUAAAAAAUAUUUAAUUUAUGCAAUAAUUAAUUGUGCUGCACUUAAAUCAGUUGGUGAAUCAGUACAAAAAUCAAUUUUAUAUUAUAAAAAUAAUAUUGGUUGUUUACUUAAUUUACUUACAUGUAUGGAAGAAUUUAAUGUUAAAAAUUUUCUUUUUUCAUCAUCAGCUACUGUCUAUGGUACACCUAAAUAUUUACCACUUGAUGAAAAACAUCCAUGUAUUGGUGAUGCUAUUACUAAUCCAUAUGGUAAAAGUAAAUAUAUAUGCGAACAUAUUCUUAAAGAUACAAUAGUUGCUCAUCCUGAAUGGAAUAUCAUUCUUUUACGUUAUUUUAAUCCUGUUGGUGCUCAUAAAACAGGUUUAAUUGGUAAAGAUCCUAUUGGUAAAUCAAAUAAUCUUAUGCCAUACAUUGCACAAAUAGCUGUUGGUCGUUUACCAUAUGGUAAUAUUUUUGGUACUCAUUAUGAUACUUCAGAUGGUACAGGUGUUCGAGAUUAUAUACAUGUUGUUGAUGUAGCUAUAGGUCAUAUUGCAGCAAUGAAACAAUUUGAAAUGAAUUGUGGUUUAAAAGUUAGUUAUUCUGUAUUAGAAAUGAUUAAAGCAUUAGAAAAAGUAUCAGGCAAAAUAAUAUCUUAUAGAGAAUGUUCUCGACGUCCAGGUGAUCUUGCAACUGUUUAUGCUGAUUCAACAUUAGCAGCUCAAGAACUUGGAUGGACAGCUCAACGAAAUUUAGAUGAAAUGUGCGAAGAUUUAUGGCGUUGGUAA